AUCAUCAUCAUCAUUUUUGUGUUACGCUGGUAUGGCAUGAAAUAAAUGAUAAUGUUACCUUUUAGUGGUCACUUUUACUUUAUCUGUACACAGUGAAUUGUACUGGUUUCUCCCUACAUGUGACAACAAUCUCCCAAAUUCUUCAUAUCUCUGGGCUUUGGGGUAGGGUGGCAAGACGGAAGCCUUUUAUAACCAAAAAGUACAUAAAAAUACAUCCAAUCUCCCCAAACCAUGUGAAAUAAUGUGUUAUGAUACCUGAUAAGACCAAAAUUCAACUUUUUAGCCUAAAAGUUACAGCUUGUUAUUAUUAAUUGGAAACGGGCUCUCUCGUGGCUCCACCCACCACGCACGUUCGAACCAAUCAUAUUAUCCUCCCUGGUGUCCGUGGGCGUGGCUAACCGCGUCGGUCUGUUAAAGGUAGCAGGUUGUACAUGGCGAGCGGUUUACUCACUGAGGGCUGGUGAUUGGUGUAAUGGAAGCCGUCUCUGAACCGCAUUUAAUGACGGAGAACUACAGAAGUGGAGAGAAAACGCAGCACUGAGCAACUUGUAGACUUCAAACCCGACUGUAGGUGGAAUCCCUUCUAUUGUGUGCUGGAAGAUCGCUGGACUUGAAGCAACUCUAAAUGGUGGCCUGUUUGUCCAAAGCCUGUGGUGGUGGCGGCAGUGCAUGGCGUUUGUGUGGAAGCAGGAGUGGAUCUAAUCACAGCCUGUGAUAUUCGUCUGUGCACGCAGGAUGCCUGGUUUCAGGUGAAGGUAUGAGGAACAUUAACUUGCCAUACAUUGCUUGCUUACAUGUUUACACCAAGAUCUGUAAACAAGUUAUUUUUGUCCAUAUGAUCACGUAUAGAGAUAGUAAGUGAUGAGAAGAUAAGAAUGGGCUGAUUGUUCUGACUUGUAUAAGCCCCUAUGAAAGUUGACCACAAGGGGGCACACUCUGAACAAUUAUUUACAUUUGCAGUUUGUUGAAGAUUAAAUAAACCACAGUGAGCAUCAGAUGUCUGGUUUUAAUACAAAGUGGACUAUUUUAUGAUAUUACCAUCUUGUCAUUUAUCAAAGAAGAACUCCAAAACCUGAAAUUUGUUCAUUUUUAGACAGAAAAAUUCUGCAGUGUAGCUGUUCUAGUGGGCUUUCCCACUGGAAGUUUAGUCCAAAACAGAGCAGUUUGCAUGAAAAGUUGGUAAUGUGACAGUCGUAAUGUGGACUGGGAAGUGCACUGCGGUACCGAACCCGAGACUACCUGUAGAAGGUGGUCCGAGUUCGGUUACACUGGAACUGAAUGUGAAUUGUCCCAUGAAUGUGAACGUAACUUGUAUCCGGGUCCGCACUUGUUCAGGAAGUAGAGUAACUUGUGGUCAUGACGUGUCAUGACAUGUUUUGGCCUAAAUCUGCAGUAACUUUGAAAAAGUGGAAGCUCCUCUGAAUAUUGUGGUUUCUUUAUUUUGCAUUAAUUUCUGUGAUCACAAAAUGGUGAAAUUCUGGACUGACACAUGGAAGAUAUGGAACGAUAACAGAAGAAUGUGACUUUGGGUUGUACUGUGGUUUUUUUUUUUUGUUUUUUUUUUUUUCUCCCCCCCUUCAUGUAGCUUAAUUAUUUAGUAUAAAUGAAGGCAAGUGUGUUCUGUUCUUCAUCUCUGCAGUCGUGUGUUCCCUGAUAGUCAAUGAUUGCUGGAGCUCUGGAAAUAGCAGGUGAGAUUGCAGGCCGGAGUCCCGUUGCUGUCCAGGGAACCAAAAUCAACCUCCUCUACUCCUGAGACCACAGUGUAACUGAGAGCCUAGACUACAUGUUAAGAAUCUGCUUAAGACAUGAAUAGCAUUUUUAGCCUCAAGGUAGACCCAUGCACACACAGUAUGGCCACAAACAAAGUAGAGCGGUCGAAAUCUGAGAUUUCUCCUCUGCGUCUCCAGGCUACUUGGAACAUGAACAUGUUGCAGACACAGGAUCUUAUGAAGUCAGCGCAGACAGCCCCGGAAAAGAAGAGCCCGAAAGACGUGCCCUUCUCCAAGCUUUAAAGGAGAAGAUCCAGGGCUGUUGAAGCUGUGGUGGAACUGAGACUUCAUCAUCCACAUAUCUUUAAUUCUUCUUGCUAAGUCUCAGUUUCUUUUUAGUCUUUUUAUUUUUAGACUGGUCAAAAGACUGAUUAGUGGAAGUGAAAUGAUGGCUGAACUUCUAAUUACUUGCUUUAUUAUUUGCAGGUGCUUUGUACAGUAAGACAGGGUAACUAAUACUCAAAAGCUUGUUUUGUGUGUUAACAUGUACAGUAGAUGUACAUAUUUUUUCUGGUCCUGUGUGACUGUAGAAUGUAGUGCAGUUAACACAUUAAAUUUCCUUGGAUGCUCACUUUUAACUCGGAGGUCACAGUUUGCCCAGACAUCUUUUUUUUUAAAUCCGUCAAUCCGUCACCCACAUGUCAUUCUGGGGGACGAAGAGGAGGAAGCUGGACAGAUAAAUUUAUUUAUUUAUCUAUCAUUGGUGUGUUUCCUCAAUCGAGUGCAGAAAGAAGAAAAACAACACAACUGAUUUAAAAUAAAAAUAUAGAAAACAAUCUAAUGUAAGGUUCUGAUCCGGUUUGCUUUCAGCAGGAAGGCUGUCCUCUUUCCUGUUGCUCUUUCUCUUCUAUUAGUCCAUUUGUCCAGUCUGAAUCGGUUUGAUUUGUUUUGAGACGAUUCGGAGUCAAAUAAUUUUCUAGUGAGAGUCGCACACUUCCAAACGAACUAGACUGAGAUGUGUAUUUGAUUCUCACUAGAAAGUGAUUUGACUCUGAAUCAACUCGAAAUGAAUCAGUCAAACUGAUUCAGACUCGAUAAAAGGACUAUGAGAUUAUAUAUAUAUAUAAAAAAUAAAUAAUAUUCCAAUGUUUUACUUUACAAUUCUUGUGUGUGCGUUUUUCAGGAGAACGAGAAACUCCUGACACGAGUACAUCCUGACCAUUGGUACUGUGUACACAUCAACAUACACGCACGUCUCCAUGCUGGACAUCUCGGGAGCUUUCACACAUGGUGCUAGGAAUAUCCUGGGACAGAGAAACGCAUCUCCUAAGUGAGCGAGUUUAGCGUCAACUGGUGAAAUUUGCUGUAGCGUGAACACUUCGCCUCUGUGAGCUUCACUCUCCGCCAGGUUCACUGUAAUUAGACAUAAAAUGUACAUAAUGUUUUUUUUUCAUACAUUUAGGACUUAAGGUUUUUUACCCUUCGAGGAACAGAAAUGAUCUUUUGAGGCAGCUUCAUCACUACCUGCUCCGUUUGACUCAAAAAUGUAACGACCGGUUUCAAAAAGUCACGAUGUCUUCAGUUCAUGUGAUUUUACUGUUUAAUUUAAACAGGAAAUGUGAAAUAUUUUUGUUCCUUUGUUUCCUCUACUGUCUUUUUGCUGUGAUCUUGAACACUGUGGUUAUUUUUUAUUUAUUUAUUUAUUUAUUUUUUAAAAAAUAAUAAAUAAAUGAUCAUUCUAGUUCUCACUUUCCUUGUCCUAAUUGUCCUGUAUCUGUUAAGUCCGUUUCAUCUGUGGUCUUUGUUUGUAUGAAUACUUGUACAAAUGACAUGUAGUCCAUAUUUUGAAAUGAUUUUAUUCAUGAUUUUGAAUUUAAGUAAAGAUUCUUUAAUUCUGUAUUUUGUCAUUUAAUUAUCAUUAGAAGGCAGAAGAUCAGAUUAAAGCCACGGCUUCUUUACCUGCUGGAGCUGUAAAACUUUCAAUAAACCAGUCAAUAGAUCAACUGAAUAAAUGUAGAUUUUUAAUUUACUGAUUAGAUGUAUUGAUGGUGUUGAUAGAUUAUUAAGAUUUUUUUUAUUGAUCUUGAACAAUCAUUCAGUUAAAUUUUUUUUUUUUUUAAAUCUUGAUAAAUAGUUGAUUAAAUAAAUGUAGUGUAAUGUACUGAGUCAAAUAUGAAAACAACUAAAAUAUAUUUAUAUCUGUGUAUAAUUAAAAACCUCACUUAAUACAAGAAAUUCAUAUCCUAAAUGUUGCAAGUGAUUAAUCUGAUCAUUUUAUUCACCUGUUUAUUUUUUACUUUCUAAAUAAUGAACAAAUGAAUGUUCUGGAUUCAUGAGGAAUGUUUACAUUUUGUGUCCAAACUCAAAAGUUUAUACAAAGUGUAUAUUUAUGCUAAUAAAGCACAAAGAACGUUAAACCUCAACAUGACUACAAUCAUCAAUGAAUUAAAUAUUAAUUUUAAAAAAUUAAAUUGAACAAGAGUAAGAUAAAGUAUAUUUUUAAUUAAAAUUUAAUUAGAAAGGAGCACUUUUAAAGUGGAUUUGAUUUAAAAUAAUGAUAAAGCUGUCUUUUUUAUGUAUUUGUAUAUCUUAUCCUGUAUCGUGUUUAAGAAGAAGAGAAUAAUGAAGCUUUUUAUGAAAUAAUAUUUGGGUUUAUUUUAUUUUAUUUUCUCCUCACGGAUUCAAAUUUACGUCAACGUCCGUUACGUUGGUGACGUCACCGCGAGCGCGAGAAGUCGAAGUGAGGAGCAGAAAGCGGUGUUAGUGUUAGUUCUGGCCCGUUUGGACCCAAACUAAAGUGAGUUUAUUCGCUUCUGUGUAACCGAACCCGUUCUGUUUUGUGCUGUAUUGUGUGUAGUUAACGGUGUUAACACCUGUGUUUCAGGUGUAUCAGUAUGAAGCAGGCGGUGACUGCGCAGUGGUUCACUUCCGGAGCUCGGUUCACUAGUGACCGAAUCACCGAGGAACCGACCCAAGAUAACUCACCCCCGCACGGAGAAGAAGAACAAGAGGAGAAGAAGUCUGACUGAUAAGAUGUGCACGACUUUAACAUCAUGAAGGACCUUUCCACUCACACCAGACUGACCCCAGAACAGUGGGAGAACCGCCUCAACAGAUUCAUCAACAACAUGAGCAGGAAUGCCAGUGUUCAGACUACACUCAGCACAUGGGGUCUAAGCUUUGAGAACAAGCUGCUGAAUCUGACUGGAAGAGUUCUUCCUGUUGAAAGGAUCCUACAGGGAGCGAGAGCAUACGAGUACAACCCAUGUGACGCGGAUUGGUCUAAAGAGAUGCGAGGUCUUCCUCUGAUGACCAGCAUGCCUCAGGAGAUCUGGCUGUUGUCCCAUACGCGCCGUGACGCUGACGUCGCUCACUCACUGCUGCAGACCCUCAACAAAGUGCCCGUGGGCAUCCACCUUCAGAGGCCGGGAAUGAUGGAGUACGAUGACAGGAGGCUCUGCAGCAGAGAGUGGGGCAACAGGUUCAGAUGCUGCACUGAAGGUCUACUUCAAAUAGGACGAAUGUUUGCCGUCACGCAUGGUGGCGUAUCGAGAUGGCGUGGGCGACGGCGUGCUGCUGAGCGUAGUCGACUACAAAGUGCCUCAGUUCACGCAGUCCAUCAAGGCCAUGGGUGAAGAUCACGCGUGAGACUCGACACAUCUCCAUAAAACAGAUUUGACGCACGCUUUUUGGGUUUUCUCUCAGCCAUCAGUGUUUCUGUGUGCAGGCCCAAACUGACCGUGUUGGUGGUGAAGAAACGCAUCUCUUCCAGAUUCUUCGCUCUCCUCGACGCCAGACUGAGCAACCCUCCUCCCGGAACAGUCAUCGACGCCGAAGUCACGUGACCCAAGUGGUGUGUUCAGGCAUAGUUCAUCGAUCUUUUUCUCUUUCCCUGGUGGUCUUUCUGAUCGCAGCUUCAGGUUACGUUCGGUGUGUUUUAAACGCUGAUGGCUUGAUUUGUCAGGUACGACUUCUUCAUCGUGAGUCACAAAGUGCGCUUCGGCAGUGUGGCCCCCACUCACUACAACGUGGUGUACGACAGCAGUGGCCUCAAACCAGACCACAUGCAGAGACUCACCUACAAACUCUGCCACAUGUAUUACAACUGGCAGGUAAAAUCCACACACACGUGUUCAUACAAGCCCACUUUCUACACAACCCCAGAUCAUGCUGAUUGAUGAUGUAAGGAUUGAGGAUGUGGUCAUUUUCUUUAAUCGCACGUCUAUCAUUAGAGAAUCCGCAUCGUGUGAUCAAAAACGGAGAACGUGCAUAAAUUUGUUACAGAAUUUGUCCAAGAUUUUAUUGGGAAUGUUUCGUACAGUGUUGACGAUCUAAAUAGCUUAAUUUAGCUUAAAACCGUGUAAUUGCAGGGUUAAAGAUACGAGCUAUACGAGAUCAAGGCUGCGAUCAGAGCGUCCGUAUGCUCGAUGUUUACAAAACCGCAAGAACGGAAGCGAAAUGCUAUCAGUCAAACACGUCAGAGCUAAUGUAUUCUUCUGAUGGCUGAAGGAAAAUUUUACUUAACGGUUAUAUCUUAAGGGUGAGCUGAGGUUGUGUAUAAUUAGUUUAGUAGAGAGAGUGUGUAAGAGAGAGAGUGAGUGAUGUAGAAAAAAGGAAAUAAAGAAUUAACAGGUGCUGUGAAUUGAGGAUGUGUAGAAAAAAAGUAUAUUUAAAGCAGAUGAAUGAGUGUAUUAGAAGCCGGGAAAGGUGAGGUUUCCUUCGUGUGUUUCCUGGAGGAUGUAGUAGAGGUGUGUGUGUGUGUGUGUG
This is a messenger RNA of Ictalurus furcatus (blue catfish), 6476 nucleotides long. RefSeq names its product piwi-like protein 1. The transcript is spliced from 9 exons. Gene Ontology annotation, cellular component: P granule. The coding region runs from base 4763 to 5344 and encodes 193 amino acids. NCBI's taxonomy places the organism in Eukaryota, Metazoa, Chordata, Actinopteri, Siluriformes, Ictaluridae. Gene Ontology annotation, biological process: regulatory ncRNA-mediated gene silencing. Gene Ontology annotation, molecular function: piRNA binding. The record is from RefSeq and is a predicted model, not a curated record.